CGCUGUGGUUGGUCAAUCGCCCCCGUCUUAGCUUGCAUUCUUGCCUACAAGUCAGCCGAGCAUCGGGCUUUCAGCACACUACUAGAAAAAAAAGAUGGACUCUUCACAGUUUGCCCACUUCGAGAUUCUAGACGUCAACUUUGAAGGACGGACACCCUACGCAGAUUACGAUGGGCUCUGAAAAGACUACCCAGCGGUGGGCGGCAUUCGCCCGCGAUACCAACGAGACCAAAAUCAAACUCGCACUUAACCUCGACGGCGGCGAAUUCCCGCCCGACACCGAACCCUCCCUCCUAGCCUCCGUCGCCGAAGGCCACGCCAGUCAAUCCAGCAAAUCGCAAAUAAUUAGCGUGAACACAGGAAUCGGGUUUCUCGAUCACAUGCUCCACGCCCUCGCGAAACACGCAGGUUGGAGUCUGGCGUUGGCGUGCAAGGGCGACCUCCAUAUCGACGACCACCACACCGCCGAAGACUGCUGCAUAGCGCUCGGCUACGCCUUCGCCACAUCCCUCGGCAGCGCCUCCGGCCUAGCCCGUUUCGGCUCCGCAUACGCGCCUCUCGACGAAGCACUCUCGCGCGCCGUCGUCGACCUCUCGAACCGGCCGUUCAGCGUUAUUGAUCUCGGACUCAAGCGUGAGAAGAUUGGGGACUUGAGCUGUGAGAUGAUACCACAUUGUCUGCAGAGCUUUGCGCAGGCUGCGAGGGUUACGUUGCAUGUUGAUUGCUUGCGCGGGGAGAACGAUCAUCAUCGUGCGGAGAGCGCGUUUAAGGCGCUUGCGGUGGCUAUAAGGCAGGCUACUAGUCGGGUGGCGGGAAAGGAGGGCGAGGUUCCUAGUACGAAGGGUACGUUGAGUGUGUAGGGGAGUUGGGUAGGGUAAAAUAUAAAACGGUGGCUUUAGAGGUGACACUACGAAAAUUACGAGUUUAUAUAAAUCUUAGUCUUUUAUUAGUAAUCGCUAGCCCUUCGGUAUUCCUAGACUCGGACAUCAUACGGCUGUAUCCAUGCACUCAGAAAUCAGGUCAUGGUCUCAUAACUAUCUCUGGGGUUCAUGCGGGAAGCGCAAAGUUAGGAUUAGGGUUCGUACAGUAAUAAGAGUAAAUCACAAACAAGCGAUAUUCCCAAUUUUACUUUUUUGAUUUACUAAUCUCAU
Messenger RNA from Hypoxylon trugodes, 1151 nucleotides. Its product is annotated as IGPD-domain-containing protein. Gene Ontology annotation, biological process: L-histidine biosynthetic process. NCBI's taxonomy places the organism in Eukaryota, Fungi, Ascomycota, Sordariomycetes, Xylariales, Hypoxylaceae. Bases 171 to 860 code for a protein of 229 amino acids. Gene Ontology annotation, molecular function: imidazoleglycerol-phosphate dehydratase activity. The record is from RefSeq and is a predicted model, not a curated record. The transcript is spliced from 2 exons.